UUAACAAUGCAACUGGCACAUGUAACUAAUGCCUGGGAGAAAACAUCAUUAUUGACUAAUUCUGGUUACAUAAGCUUAUUCAAGGCCACGAACAAACAUCUUUCGAAGAGCUCGCUAAACAUGGCGCUCGUUUCAGUUAGCGAAAAGUGUUUUAACACCAUAGAAUCAGCACUGAAAGCAGUGAAAACAGGUGACAUACGCAGUUCUGAAAUUAUGUUGAAAUCACUUGGAAACGAUGGUUUGUUAGUGCAACAACAGGCGUCUGUAUAUUGUGAUCGGCUCAGAGAAGCUGAAAAUGAACACAAGCAACAAGUAGAGGCCAUUACCCGCCAGAUAAACGAGUUAUAUCAGGAACAGAAACAGCACGAAAAAAGGAAAAAAGAAUUAGAAGCAAACAAAUCUGUACUAAGGAGCAAGAAGAAUCAUUACAUCCAAGGCAAGCGAGAGGCUUUGAGAAAAUAUCAAGAAGUAGAGUGGCAGAAGAGAGAAGCCGAAGAAAAAUUUGAAGAAUUGAAGACCUUUUGGUGGGUGCCUAUUUACGGUCAGUACCUUGUUGUGCGCGAAUUAUUUGAAGAAAAUGACAAGAAGGCAAGACAUGCCUCGAGAGAAAUGCACCGUCAUGAAAGGGAUGCCGAGGAAGCCGAAAGGGACAUUGAACGGACCAAUUCAGGAAUUCGUCAGGCUGAGGAAGACAUGCGGAGGAUUUCUGAGAAAGUGGAACAGCUGGAGAGACAACGACAACACUGUCACAAUAAUUUGGGUGACGUAAAAAGUAUGGUGGUAUUUAUCAUUCAAGCUGUUACUUUCUGGAAGGAGGUGGUCGAACUCACAAGGGCAGCAACAGUGAAGACUGAAAACAUCCAAAAGAUCGUGGAACUGGCUCAAAAGAAAGAUUCAAUUAAGAUACUCACAAGCAGAGGAACCCAGAUUAAGAUGAAGUCGUUUAAAGAAUGCUGGAUGGAUUUAAUACAGACCAUCAACUCUGACGAGAACAACGUGAUUUUUCAAAGGUAUGCAAAAGCUGCUAUUUCCUGAUGGUGCUUAUUAUCAUAAUGAUGACAAAAAGACAAUGGCAAGGACAAUAUUAUGACAACUUUGGUGAUAGUGCUGAUGCUGGUGCUCAUGACCACAAAGACAAAAGCAAUGAUGGUGAUGAUGGUAGCUAUAAUAAUAAUGAUCACAAAAUAUCAUCAUUUAUCACUUGGCUCAACACCAGUGACAGUGAUGAUGACCUUAGUGAUAAUCCUGAUUCAAAUGCUCCCAAUCACAAAGACAACUUUAGUGAUGGAGAUGUUAGUAGCUAUAAUUAUAGUUAUCAUGAACUUUUAUCAUUAGUCAGUACUAAAACAAAAUUGUCAAAUGUCAAAACAGCUUUCAACAGCCUGAUAUGACCACUGGCAGAACAAUGUACACAUCAUGCUUGUAAUUGGACUGUGUAUGCCUCAGAAUUUGAAAUGUUGUCAUGCAUUUCCUUAAGUGUUGGUUUCCAUGAAAAUGACUAAUCCAUGGCUGUGUUGUUUCUAAAAUUCUGUCAUAGUUUUGAUUGACUAAUAACAAAAACCAUCAUCACUUGAAUUUAUUUAAUUUAUAGUUUAUUUAGAUUGACCCCACAAGCUGUUCAGCUUUAAACAUUAUCGUGUCU
Stylophora pistillata is the source of this 1642-nucleotide messenger RNA. RefSeq lists its product as uncharacterized. NCBI's taxonomy places the organism in Eukaryota, Metazoa, Cnidaria, Anthozoa, Scleractinia, Pocilloporidae. The record is from RefSeq and is a predicted model, not a curated record.